Molecule: messenger RNA, 492 nt
Organism: Plasmodium malariae
Lineage: Eukaryota; Apicomplexa; Aconoidasida; Haemosporida; Plasmodiidae
Gene: TRAPPC2
Product: trafficking protein particle complex subunit 2, putative
Exons: 1
Coding region: 1-492 (163 amino acids)
Biological process (GO): endoplasmic reticulum to Golgi vesicle-mediated transport
Cellular component (GO): nucleus; TRAPP complex; cytoplasm
Source: RefSeq, a predicted model, not a curated record
AUGAAUAGAAAUACAGGCAUAAAUUCCAGUGGCAUAUGUCAAGUUUUGGUUUUAACGAUAAUAGGAAAAGGUGAUAUCCCUAUAUACGAAGUAGAUUUGUCCAUAAAUGGAAAAAAAGAUAUAUCUGAACAUUUAGCUCAAUUCAUAAUUCAUCAGUCGUUAGAUUCAUUAGAUGAAGUAGUUUGGAAAAGCACAAAUAUGUUUUUAAAAACUAUUGACUCGUUUAAUAAUUACAGUGUAUCAGCUUACUGUACACCUGGUCAUAUAAAAUUCUUGUUAUUAUAUAAAAAUAAAAAUGAAAUAAGUAAUUCGGCAUAUGCCAACAACAUACAUAUACCUUCUGAUGAAAGUAUUAGAGCCUUUUUCGAAACAGUUCAUGAAAAUUACAUAAAAGUUCUACUAAACCCGUUGUACGAGCCUAACGGAAUUAUAACCAGUUCCCUGUUCGAUCAGAACGUUCACCUUGCGGCAAAGAGGUUCUUACACCAGUGA